AUGCAAAGAGAUGACGACGAUCGAAAUUCUGCUGCUGUCCCGAACAAUAACCAGAAUAACAAUCGGAAAUAUUUGGCCAUCAUGGUCAUGGUCCAACUCUUCUUGUACAUGUAUUUUCAAAUUAGACAGCAACAACAACAGCAAGAACAACAGAAAUUGAUCACUUCGGAAUCAAAUAUGAAUGAUCAUAUUUCAUCAUCAACGACCACCACAUUAUUUCGGACGAAUAAUUAUUUCUAUAGUUCUAAAAUGAAUACAGUGAUUAACAGUGUGGUCAAAGAUCCGAGAGAUCAAACUCUGCUGAAAAUUGCUGCUCAUAUUUACUUUCUCCCACUAAAACGAUACGUUUAUAAUUUAAUUGGUGAUGAUAGUGAUGAUCAAUUUGAAAAAACCACACAAUACGUUAGAUUUUCUCAAUUUUUAUAUCCUGAUUUGGAACACUUCUCCACAAUGGGUAUCCAUGAAAAACUUGCUUCGGAAAAUCAUGAUGAAUUUGAUUUUUUCAGAUCGCCGUCGAGUGAUCCUAUCAUUACCUAUGAAAAAGCUGUGACGCGAUGCGAUCUUGAACUAUUUGUUUCAAAGUCAUGUCUUCGAAAGAAGAUACCUCAAGACAAACCGGAGCGCAAGCAAGAACAAAAAUCAUCGAGCAACGAAAACUCGUAUGAAAAGCUCAAAAAUCUUAGAGAUGCUUAUUUGAAAGAAACUUUGCGAGACCCGAAAAAGUUACAAUUUUUAAAGCAAUUGAAUAGUAUUAACAUGCAGAAGCAACAUUCUCGAGAGAAAGUUGACGACGACAUUCAGCAUAUUGACACAUUGCGAGAAGAAUCUAUCACCAUCUCGCAUUCAAAAUCAUUGAAGGAUCCAACAAAGAUACAUGUGACUGAUAUUUUACAUGUCACACCUCAAACAGAUGCAAAAAAAAAUCACAUGGAUAUCAUCCAAGAACAUUUUAAUCAAAUAUCAAUGAAAUACUAUACCAACAGCAGUGCCAAUAAUAAUUCGUCUCCAAGUCGAGUUGAAUUCAUGCUCUCUCUGAAACAAAAAGCCAUUGCCAUAAUGCUACAAACUCUUCAAGAUCUCAAAGAUGUCCAUCAUAUUGCUGCCAUGAGCUCGUCAAAAACCAAACCAAACAAUAAUCUGCAAAUGAAUCCUAAAACUGGAGACAUUUCAUCCAAUCAAAUUGUUCCAUCGAUCUAUUUGGUGAUAGCAUCGAGUCCUCAAUUGAUCAAAUCAUGGUUCUCUUUCAAGGUUGAAAUUGCUUUUAAUUCUGUGAGUUACAAGAGAUUAGUGAAACAGUUGAAUUCUCUCAUUCAAGGUCAAGAUUUAACGGUACAAUUGGAGUUAUCCACAUUGAAUUGCAAUGCUCGUUGUAGACGUGCAUUUAUUCAAUCAUAUCAUAUUUUCUCAAAGUGUAGCCAAGUUAAGACCAUUACCUUUAACAUUGUGAACAAUGACAAGUAUCGAGAUGAAUCAAAAACACGAGUUACUGACUUGUCAAUUUCAAUAUUCAACACAGAUGGUAGUAUGUAUGGAAAUAUUCAACAUUUGAAAUGCUCCAAGAAGUAUCAAUAUAGCUGUGCGAAAGAGGUCAUUCAUUUCAUGCAACAACAGCAGCAAGAAAUGUUACCUACUGGUGACAAUAAGAAAGGCACUGCAUAG
This is a messenger RNA of Naegleria lovaniensis, 1659 nucleotides long. RefSeq lists its product as uncharacterized. The coding region runs from base 1 to 1659 and encodes 552 amino acids. The transcript has 3 exons. The record is from RefSeq and is a predicted model, not a curated record. NCBI's taxonomy places the organism in Eukaryota, Heterolobosea, Eutetramitea, Acrasida, Naegleriidae.